Messenger RNA from Chrysemys picta bellii (western painted turtle), 1713 nucleotides. The record is from RefSeq and is a predicted model, not a curated record. Lineage: Eukaryota; Metazoa; Chordata; Testudines; Emydidae.
GCGAAGGACCUCCCGCUUGAAUUGCCGCCACAGAUCACGAUCGCGGCUUUUUUUUGUUUUGUUUUGCUUUGCUGCUUGGGGCGGCCAAAACCCUGGAGCCGGCCCUGCUAAUAACCAUCCUCAAUGGUAUCCUUGUCCACUGGCUCAGCCUUGCGAUUGUCCCCUGCACACCUGCCGUUGGGUCCAUGUUCACAGGCCAGGAGGGCCUGGCAAAACCAGGGACUGAGAGAGCUGCCCACCCUGAUUGGUAAGAUGCACGUGCUACAGUAGUUGCUCUGCCUUAUGCCUGGGUCUUCCCUUCAUUUGGGCAGGUGUCUAAGAUGCCAGAGGGCCCAGAGCUGCACCUGGCCAGCUGCUACAUCAACACAGUAUGUGCAGGGCUCAUCUUCUCGGGGAAGGUGGAGAAGUCUGAAGUGAGCAAGAACCCAGAGGUGCUGUUUGAGAGCGACGCGUACCUGAUCUCUGCCACCUCACGGGGCAAGGAGAUCAAGCUGACCCUGACGCCACUCAAAGAGGAGAAGAACUUGCUCCCUGGCAGAGGGAGGGACAGGGAGGGGCUGAGCCAGAAUGGUCUCCAGCAGCCCAUGGAUCUUGUCUUCCGCUUUGGGAUGUCAGGCAGCUUCAAGCUCGCUUCCGGGGCCGAGCUGCCCAAACACGCCCAUCUUCGGUUUUACACCAAGGAGAGCCCGCACCGAGCCCUCUGCUUCGUGGAUAUCAGGCGCUUUGGGAGGUGGGAAGUGCACGGGACGUGGCAGCUGGAUCGAGGGCCAUGUGUGAUGCUGGAGUAUGAGAAAUUCAGGGAGAACGUGCUGAGGAACCUGUCUGACAAGGCUUUCAACAAGCCCAUCUGCGAAGCCCUGUUAAAUCAGAAGUUUUUCAAUGGGAUUGGCAACUACCUCCGAGCCGAGAUUCUCUACAGGUUAAAGAUCCCUCCCUUUGAGAAGGCUCGGACGGUGCUAGAGGCUCUUCAGCAUCGGAAGCAGGUGAGGAGGGUGGAGAAGGCUCACGCGCAUGCACAGAAAUGUUCCAGCUCAUCACAUAGAACUCGGGGUUCACUGAGAGUUUUCCCUGAUGCUCAUUUUUGUGUCACACCAGGGGGGAAGGGUUACAGCCUGGAGCCCUCUGAUGAUGCUGCGGCCUUUGAGGAGUGGCUGCAGUGUUAUUGUGUCCCUGGCAUGAGGUCGCUGCGUGAUGGCAAUGGCAGGACCAUCUGGUUUCAGGGGGAGCCUGGACCUAUGGCCCCGAAAGGAGAAAAGUCCCGCAAGAGGCGUUCGCGGGUGAAUGCUGACCCUGAGCCUCCAAGUCCAAAGGCCACAAAGCCGGUGCCGAAGAGACGUUCGAAGGGUAGCAGCGGCCAAGAGAAGGUAGCAAAGCGAUCUGGCAGGAAGAAGGGGAAAGAGCUCGUCCAAGGAGCCGAGAACGCCAAGGCAAAUGAAGCAAGAAAGCCAAACGCCAGGUCCAGAAGGAAAGCAUCCGCAAGUCAAGGGUCUCCCAUGAACGAAGCUCCUGCUGCAGAUAGGAAGAGGCAGGCAUCUGCUCGGAGAAGCACAGGUUAGAAUGCUGCACUGGCUCCAACAUAAGCAUGGGAGGGGGAUAGGCCCAGAUGGCUUAUGCUGGUCAAGGUCCGUCUGGCAUUUUUUCAAAAGUAGAAUAAAAGAGCUAGUGUUCUGCAGGGAAAGGGAAGCCCCAUCCACCACCCACGCUCUGUAGGAU